AUGAUGAAAGACAACAUGGACCACAAAAUGAACUACGUGACGCGCACUGUAGUCAACGAAGUUUCGCAAAACGUCAGCCGAAACACAUCUGAAAUCAUAGAACUGAUCAAUGGCAAUUUGGACAAAUGUUUGAAUGACUGUCUGGAAAAAGCCCAUUUGCCACUGCAACAAUAUGAAGGCAAGAUUGAUACUGUGGUUGAAGGGGUUCAGGAUUUGAGGGAAAAAGUCGCGGAAUUUGAAGAGAAAACUUCAUUAGAUAAAUUGUUGAUAGCGACCCCUUGUAUCAAGGCUAUCGAAACCUAUGUUCAACAGACAGAAAGCAUGGUAAAGACGCUCAGCUCCGAUCUGCAGAAAAUGAACGAAAACUUUACUGCUUUCGAUGAGAAAGUGUCUAGUUACCAGGAGAAAGUUCCUAACACUGUUGUGGAACAAAUCGUUUCAUCGAUUCGACAUCAGUUCGCAACUGCUCUCCAAAACAUGAAAAAACAGUUUCAACAACCCGUUGAUGACGCCCAGAAUGUGCAGGUUUUAUCGGUAAAACUAAACGCGGCUCAGAAAGAAGUCGACUCGAUCCAGAAACUGAACGAGUAUUUGAAAGAAAAGUGUCACCGCUUGGAAGCGUUUUCUACUUUGGCUGAGGAGCAAGAACGGAUGUUCAACAGCACCAUCGAAAAGCUUUCGUGCAAAGUCUGGCAGUAUGAGAAGAUUUUUCAAGGCAAAAAUGGCACUUUGAAUCUGAAUGACGUUUCGUCGGUUGCCGUCCAAACUUUGUUGGGGCCUGAAGAGGAGACUCUCAUCCCAUCAGAAAAGAAUCCUACCAUAAAAGAUUUGAAGUACGUCAAGAUGGAAAGGACCGUAAAACGAUUGUCCAACAAUCGUAGUGCUUUUCUGCAAAAUAUCCGUGAAAAACACAUGCGGUCAGCUUCGAAGGUAGAAGUUCCGGCUGAUCGCAGGUACGAACAGUCAUCAUCUGUUCUAUGGCCCUCUGGCGAUUUCAGAUGUUUUGCCUAUUUGAACUGUGUAUAAAG
Soboliphyme baturini is the source of this 1028-nucleotide messenger RNA. NCBI's taxonomy places the organism in Eukaryota, Metazoa, Nematoda, Enoplea, Dioctophymatida, Soboliphymatidae. The record is from the annotation of a GenBank genome assembly.